Molecule: messenger RNA, 1737 nt
Organism: Culex quinquefasciatus (southern house mosquito)
Lineage: Eukaryota; Metazoa; Arthropoda; Insecta; Diptera; Culicidae
Gene: Caf1-55
Product: chromatin assembly factor 1 p55 subunit
Exons: 3
Coding region: 284-1573 (429 amino acids)
Biological process (GO): regulation of gene expression
Cellular component (GO): NuRD complex; ESC/E(Z) complex; nucleus
Molecular function (GO): histone binding
Source: RefSeq, a predicted model, not a curated record
UGCCCCCCGGUUCGCCUUGCUGUCAAAGUACGCAGCCCAAGCGUGCGGCAUUUUUGCACAAAAGAAGCGCCGAAUCCUCACUUCAACAAGCUGCCGUCAGAAAAGUCGUCCAGUGCCUGGUGUCGCAAGUAAAUCUCCGGUCAAUCAACGAGCGUGUCUGGCAAAACCGAGUGCAACGGAGGGUGGAGGAGAAAGGAAGUGACAAGCUCUUCAAUUUGGCGGGUUUUGCUCUUUGCGCGAAGUAGAGGAAGGAGGAAAGCAAGCCGAACAAGUCGCAGUCAAAAUGGGUGAUCGUGGAGAUGGAGCUGAAGCCUUCGAUGAUGCCGUUGAGGAGCGGGUCAUCAACGAGGAGUACAAGAUUUGGAAGAAGAACACUCCGUUCCUUUAUGAUCUGGUAAUGACCCAUGCGCUCGAGUGGCCUUCGCUGACGGCGCAGUGGCUGCCGGAUGUGACAAAGCCGGAGGGCAAGGACUACUCGGUGCACCGGUUAAUCCUUGGAACGCACACGUCGGAUGAGCAGAACCAUCUGCUGAUUGCGAGUGUCCAGCUGCCGAACGAGGACGCUCAGUUUGAUGCGAGCCAUUACGAUAAUGAGAAAGGCGAGUUUGGCGGGUUUGGAUCGGUUUCGGGCAAGAUUGAAAUCGAAAUUAAGAUUAAUCACGAGGGCGAAGUGAACCGAGCUCGGUACAUGCCCCAGAAUCCGUGCGUCAUUGCCACCAAGACGCCGUCGAGCGACGUGCUGGUGUUUGACUAUACCAAACAUCCGAGCAAACCGGAACCAAGUGGCGAAUGCCAUCCGGAUUUGCGCCUGCGAGGACACCAAAAGGAGGGUUACGGCCUGUCGUGGAACCCGAACCUCAACGGCUAUCUGCUGUCCGCCAGUGAUGACCAUACGAUCUGUCUGUGGGACAUCAACGCCACUCCGAAGGAGCACCGGAUUAUCGACGCCAAGAACAUCUUCACCGGUCACACGGCGGUCGUCGAGGACGUCGCUUGGCACUUGCUGCACGAGUCGCUGUUCGGUUCCGUGGCCGACGACCAGAAGCUCAUGAUCUGGGACACGCGCUGUAACAACACCUCCAAACCGUCCCACACUGUCGAUGCGCACACGGCCGAAGUCAACUGUCUCAGCUUCAACCCGUACUCGGAGUUCAUCCUGGCGACGGGUUCUGCCGACAAAACCGUUGCCCUGUGGGAUCUGCGCAACCUCAAGCUCAAACUGCACUCGUUCGAGUCGCACAAGGACGAAAUCUUCCAGGUCCAGUGGUCGCCCCAUAACGAAACCAUUCUGGCCUCGUCCGGCACCGACCGGCGGUUGCACGUGUGGGAUCUGUCCAAGAUCGGCGAAGAGCAGAGCGCCGAAGACACCGAGGACGGACCGCCCGAGCUGCUGUUCAUCCACGGCGGCCACACCGCCAAGAUUUCCGACUUUUCGUGGAACCCCAACGAACCGUGGGUCAUCUGUUCCGUGUCCGAGGACAACAUCAUGCAGGUCUGGCAGAUGGCCGAGAACAUCUACAACGACGAGGAACCCGACGUCCCGGCCAGCGAAAUCGAGGCGGGUGCUCCGUAAGUUGUGUAUUUUUUAAUAAACCUUGUUUUAACUUCUUUUUACAAACAAUAAUUGUCCAAACAACAAUUCAUACACACAAACACACAUUGUAAUUCCAAAACUGUAGCGUAGCGAGUAAGCAACAUAAUUCUAAUAAACGUCUUAAUGUUCUAUGAGAAGCAGUU